UUUAAAGUUGCUUAGAGCUAAACGUAUUGCAGUCGAAUGCCUUUACGAUGCUGUUGGCAACGGAGUAGUGUACACAUACUUAAUUGCGAUUGACGGUGAAAAUAGUAGUAUUAGUUAUAAUUUGCUAAAGAAUUAAGAUGAGAGUGAAUACUUGAAAUAAUGAGUAAUUGUACUUCCACCGUAUUUAACUUAUGUAUGUAUAUAUAAGAACAUACAUUUGGUUGAAAACAAGCUAAGAAAAAGAUACUUGGAGUUAUACUGCUUUUAUUGAGUGCGUGUGUUAAUAUUUGCUAAUUGCUGGACAGGAUUUACAUUUGAAGAAAAUAUGCAAAUAAAAAAUUGUGGUACUAUAAUCCCAAACAUGAAUGUUUCAAACAGAUAAAAUGAUAUGUGGAAUGUUGAAAGUUAUAUGUACAUAUUUUGCCUAUAUGCCGAUAUCAUGACACAGUCUAAUGAAAAGCGAACUGCACCCUUAAUUUAUGGGCAGAACACAUUUCCUGAAGUGCGCUGUUGCUUUAGUGUGGGACGUAUUUUCAGUGUUUUAGGUUGCAAUGCAAUACCACAACUCAAAAAAUAGACGAAUGCUUGAUAUUAAUUGAAAUAUAAAGCAAGGAUUUUCUGUAUUAAAUUUGUAAAACUGGGAAAUACUAUAAACAAAUAAAAUGAUAAAGCUUAGGAAAUGUGAUAUUCUUAUUGCUUUCUUAAUUACAUUUAAGAUUGCAGUUAUGGCAAAUCUACAACGAACAACUGUCUUAAUCUCUGAGCAACGAAAUUACAAUUUACCCUCAACAGAUAUCUUGAAUAAGCAUUCAAGGAUUCAUGAAAACAGUACUUUUAAUAGUUCCCAACAAGUGUUUCCUAAAUCAAGACGGGUUUUUCUAAGCGGAAUUGAAGUGGAAAACGAAGAAUUUCCAGUAGAUUCAGAUAUUUCAUUUCACGAAAAUGAAAAUCCAAACCACGUCACAGAACCUAUACAUCGCAAACAAACGGUGGUUUUGGAAUCUACAAAUCAUGUGAAGAAUGAAUUUCACGUAAAUGAAGACAUAAAUAUUACUAAUAAUGGCGAACUAUCAAACGUUGAAUACGAAGAGCGAUCUUCUGGUCCUAUAUUAGACAAAAUUAAUACUGCGGAGUCUGGUACUGCAUUACCAAUCUUUUUAACAGAACCCCAGGACAUCUAUGUGAUCAAAAAUAGACCAGGAGUGCUUAAAUGUAAAGCAGCACAUGCACUUCAAUUAAACUUUAAAUGCAGCGGUAGUUCUCAGCCUCCUCCUUCUACGCAUGAUAAACACGUCGAUCCUCAUACAGGCGUUCAUGUUGAAGAAGUAACUGCAACUAUACACCGCGAUUUGAUUGAUGAAUAUUUUGGCAAAGGUCCCUUCAAAUGUGAAUGCCAUGCAUGGUCCUCCCGUGGAGUUGCUAAAAGCCAAUCAGCUACUAUAAGCAUUGCAUAUAUAAGGAAACAUUUCAUUUCCUCGCCCACAUCGCUGAAGAUUGAACUGGGUUCCAAAGCUGAAUUGCAUUGUGAGCCUCCGUUAGGAUUUCCAGAACCAAAAAUAACAUGGCUCAAAAACAAUGCUCCGAUUACAAAUGCUAUUGAUCACGGAAUAGUUAUAUCUACUCAUGCCGCGACAAUAACUUUUGAUGUCGUAUCUUUGCAGGAUAUGGCAAACUAUACUUGCAGUGCAGAGAAUGUUGCUGGGAAAAGAAUAUCGGACUCGGCGGUUUUAAUAGUCUACGUUAAUGGAGGUUGGAGUUCAUGGAGCCCUUGGAGAGAUUGCAAAUGUUUAGGAAAAUUAAGUCAAGGUCGAAAGAGAGUUCGUUUUUGUAAUAAUCCCAUUCCUAUGAAUGGAGGCUCGUUAUGCUCUGGUGCACAAGUUCAGAAAUCUGCAGACUGUAUAUCUUGUCUAGAAGAUACUCAAAUAGUAACCUCUGAUGGAUAUGAUGCCAGUAAGAAAUUGGGCAAAUGGACACCGUGGAGUGAUUGGAGUUCGUGUUCGCCUGACUGUAUACAAAUGCGCCGGCGAAAGUGUAUUUAUCCAGUCACUGAAGAUUUGAGUGUUGAACUUCAUGAUGGGCCUGUUAAUAACGGCGUUGUUGGUCUAGGAUUCGGAAAGAUACAGUGCACCGGUAAAGAUAUUCAGACUGCAGAAUGUCGCGGAGAGCACUGUUUAAUCGGAAAUGAUGGCUUCGACUGGACACUUUACCUUGGCUUGGCUUUUGUUAUAACUGUAUGUGUAGCAUUUGGUGCUGUUUUAAUUUACUGUGCUCGUCGGAAUUUGGCAAUGAAUUCUCAUUAUAAUAUGACAAGGACCAAUAUGAAUUCAGAUUAUAUGCCAGGAAUAAACAAGAAGGGAAUUAAUAUUGAAACUGCAAAUGUCAAUUACGACUAUCCCAGUUCUGAUAAUAGAUUCAUGUCUAAUGAUCAUAUAAUCAAUUGUGAAGCUUCUGAACAUCACUAUGAUGUGCCGAAUUUAUCAGCCAAUUAUACUAACCCAAUAGAUGAAAUAAGUGUGGAGUACAUCACAGAUACACCAGAAACAUCCACGGCGGAUACAUCAAACUCCACAUACGAUACAAAAGGUACUUUUGCCUCACCGUCGGCAUCUAAAAAUGUCGUAACCGAAGUAAUAAAUAACUGUGGGGGCAGCUUAAGCCUUUAUAGAGGAGAAAUGAUGUUACAUGUGCCAGAGUUUGCAGUUGGUAAAAAUCAGAAAAAACACAUGUCUAUGAUUGUGUUGAGUGACGAAAGUGCCCGAAUAUCAAUUCCUUGCGCCGAAUCGUUGUUCGUUUGCAGUACAAUUGUAUAUUGUUCUCCGCGUAGUUAUAGUUUCCAGAAGCCAGUUAUAAUCAAACUACCGCAUUGUUUAAUUGAGCUUCGACACUGGCACGUGCAUAUAUACCAAGCAGAUAACGAUUAUUACGACAUCAACUCGAAUUGGCGUAAAAUAAUUUCCGUUGGAAAGGAAACCAUAAACACACCGGUUUUCGUACAUUUGGAAGAGAAGCAUUUAUAUAUUAUGACAGAACAAUUGGGACGAUUUGCAGUCGUUGCAGAACCAAAAACACUCACCGAAUACUUGCCUGCUAUUGAAAUGCGACUUAUUGCGUUUAGUCAAUUAACGCCGAGCAGCUCAAACUGUAGUCUUCGAAUAUAUGUUGUGAAAGACUUUCCUAAUAGCAAAGACAUUUGCAGGACUAUUGAGACCAAGCUGGGCGGUACUAUUAUGGGGGAAAGUGAACCUUUUGCUUUUCACUUAAACACUUGCGAUUUAGUCAUUCGUGUUCGUAAUACAGAGUCAAGUUCAUGGGAUCUCAAAGAACAAACCAAUUACGAACAAAUUAUUCCCUACAAUCAUAUUUUGAAUAACAAUUCUAUUUUGCAUUGUGAAUUCAGCAUAAAGAGAUCACUGAAUUCACAUUUGGUAUUUGAAGUGGAUUUCGAGCAAAGUGGCUUAGAAAAUAUCGAGUCGCAGGUACACUCAUUCAUUAUAUCAAGCGAAAAUUUUUCCCAAAACGACGUUUUAUCUCAAACAUAUGAGAAUCAGCAUCAUCAAGCAAUUGUUUCUAUUGAUCGUGAUAGUAGCUACAUAAACGAAACGAAUAGUUUGAGUAGCGUUUAUUUGCCACGCACUUGCAAGCGGCUGAUCUGCGCUGCGCUUGACCCACCUCGCCAAGAUGAAAAAGAUUGGCGUUUGUUGGCUAAAAAACUUCGCACAGAUCACUACAUUGCAUAUUUCGCUACAAAGUCAUCGCCAACCGAACAAAUUCUCAAUCUAUGGGAAUGUCGAGCAAAACAUUCCUCGCGUACAAUUGUUGAAUUAUUAAUAGUGUUCAGUGACAUGGACAGAGAGGAUAUAAAACAAAUUAUUACAGAUACUAUUGGCCCACUUUGGGUGUGAGAAACCUUUGAUCUUUGGACCACUGUUAUUACUGAUAUGUUGAGAUGCCUUUUAUUUGAAAAAUUAAGAGAUUAAAAUAAUAGAUAUUAUAAUAUAAGUACUGCAUGUACAUUUAACUGUGUGUUUAAGUAUUCAAACAUGUUCGUUUGAUACUUAAAUAGUAGGGUAUUCCCAAAAUAUUUCGUACAUAGUCGCGGUCAAAACCAGUGAUAAGAGCAAUUCUUUUUUAAAACAUUUCUUUGGCAACUGCAAAUGUUUAUAAUUUAGUUACUUACGUUAUAAACUGAUAUUAUUUAAGAAUGCCAUUUACAGAUUAUACAUUCUAGUACAUGAUACUAACUUCAUCGAGUUUUUUUUCAUUCAUAAAAGGAAAUUGAGAAAAUUAUUUAAUACCUGUGAUCAACAAUUGUAACACAUACAUUUUUUAUCAAAUACUUUUUUAAGUUUUCUUUUAAUUUUAGUUUAAUUCACACAUUAUGAUAUGAUUUUUAAUAUUCUACGACUGAAUAUGCCAUGCAGAAUUAUAUUAAGUUUUAAGAAUUUAACUGGCGUUCUGAUCGAAUUCAUUUCUCUACAUAUGCUGAUUUAAUAGGUAGUUAUGGUAUAACAAUUUAAUACUCUGUUGAAGCGAAAAUAGUUAUGUCCAAGCUCAUAAUGUCAUAAUAUAAAUAUUUAUGUAUAUACUUACAUAUAUGUCAUUUGUCAUGGUGUUAAAAUACCUUAGUGAUUUUCUAUUAUUCCGCUUUUAUGGAUUGGAAGAUCAUUCAAUCAUUGUAUACACAGUACAUCGUAACGUAUAUUAAGAUAUACACUAAAAUACAUCAUAGCGUUAUCUUCGAAUUUUUAUCUGCAGUUGAUUUAUUAAAAUCAUUAACAAUUAUUAUUUCAAUAUUUGCUUCGCAUUAAAUCUAUAAGUAAAAGAUUCAUACAAUAACAGAUUAUUGCUGCACUACUUAACAAUGAGCUCUAACAAAUGACCGCGAUUGUGGGAAAAACCAAACUAAAUUCGAAUAAUAUUUACCUAUUUGCGUAGUCAAAUACUUAAAGCAUGUGAAAGACAAUUAGUGUCAAAAUUUUUUCAAGUGCAAAACCGAAAAAAAAAUUCCGUGCCAAAUGCUCCGUUUAUUAAGAAUAAGAAUGGAGAGGCAUAUGUAUCUAUAUGUAGUUCAUAAGAAUUAAAACGACUGCUCAACACGUAAUACUAUAUAGGAUUGUGUCUAUUUGUUUCGAAGAAAUGAAAAAUAAACACACGAUGUAAAAGUAUGUAUACAAACGAAAUAUAGUUUGUUCUGACUGUAAAACAAUAUACUCAUAAAUGGUUAGAUCGUAAUUUACAUAUGUAUAUGCUCAAAUAGAAUAACUAUUGUAAACUAAAAAUUAAUCGUGUACAACUGCAGCAAAAGCUUAAUGAACUUCUACAUUUUUUAGAAUGUUCUUGGGACAAAUUCACACAAAUAAUGUUAGGUAUAACUUUUAUAAAUAAACCUCACUGCAUAAUAUACAUUGUUUUGGUAUUUACCAUAUAUAGUUGUA
Messenger RNA from Zeugodacus cucurbitae (melon fly), 5435 nucleotides. RefSeq names its product netrin receptor unc-5 (gene unc-5). Gene Ontology annotation, molecular function: netrin receptor activity; protein binding. Gene Ontology annotation, cellular component: membrane. Lineage: Eukaryota; Metazoa; Arthropoda; Insecta; Diptera; Tephritidae. The transcript has 12 exons. Gene Ontology annotation, biological process: netrin-activated signaling pathway; motor neuron axon guidance. The record is from RefSeq and is a predicted model, not a curated record. The coding region runs from base 663 to 3902 and encodes 1079 amino acids.